Molecule: messenger RNA, 165 nt
Organism: Heterobasidion irregulare TC 32-1
Lineage: Eukaryota; Fungi; Basidiomycota; Agaricomycetes; Russulales; Bondarzewiaceae
Exons: 2
Coding region: 1-165 (54 amino acids)
Source: RefSeq, a predicted model, not a curated record
AUGAGGGGUGUGACAGGAGAGUGGGUCGCAUUUCCUGAAGGUCCCGGCGUGUUUGACUUGCAGAGAAGCUCCUCGGGUCAGGGGUCUUUCGUUGUCCGCCGGGUUAGACCCUUCGGACCAGUACGCGGCGACGUGUUGUUCCCCUCGACUAUUGAUGGGGAAUAG